Messenger RNA from Limulus polyphemus (Atlantic horseshoe crab), 1190 nucleotides. Its product is annotated as alanine aminotransferase 2-like. The coding region runs from base 1 to 1155 and encodes 384 amino acids. The record is from RefSeq and is a predicted model, not a curated record. The transcript is spliced from 10 exons. Gene Ontology annotation, biological process: biosynthetic process. Gene Ontology annotation, molecular function: pyridoxal phosphate binding; L-alanine:2-oxoglutarate transaminase activity. NCBI's taxonomy places the organism in Eukaryota, Metazoa, Arthropoda, Merostomata, Xiphosura, Limulidae.
AUGUUUCUGUGUGUAUUGUACAUUUUGACAGGCGCUUACACAGCAAGUCCAGGUAUCGACGUAGUCAGAAAACAAGUCGCUAAGUACAUCGAAAAAAGAGACGCAAAAUACUCUGACUAUGAGAACGUUUUCCUGUCAAACGGAGCCACUGAUGGUGUUAGAGCAGUUAUGACUCUCGUAAACCACUCAACGACUGGUAAACCGCCUGGAGUGAUGAUCCCUAUUCCACAAUAUCCACUGUUUUCAGCUCUGGUUCAGGAGUACGGCAUGUAUCAGAUAGACUAUUUUCUGGACGAAGAGAAUGAUUGGGCUAUUGAUGUCAAGGAGUUAAGGAGGGCAAUUAGAGAGUCCAGAAAACACUGUGAUCCAAGAAUGCUGGUGGUUAUUAAUCCUGGUAAUCCGAGCGGAUUUGUUCUGUCCAAAAAAGACAUUAAAGACAUUAUCAGAUUUGCGUAUGAGGAGAGUCUCUUCAUUUUAGCUGAUGAGGUUUACCAAUUCAACGUUUACGAAGAUGGCCUUCACUUCUAUUCCUUCAAGAAAAUCCUUACAGAAAUGGGUCCACCUUACAACGAACUAGAGCUAGCUUCCUUCAUGUCUGCUUCAAAGGGCUUUAUGGGAGAAUGUGGAUCUCGUGGUGGAUUUUGUGAAAUCAUCAACUUAGACCCAGGGGUGAAGAAAAUGUUUUGGAAAUACAUCUCAUCUCAUCUGUGUUCCAGUACUAUAGGGCAGGCGAUGAUCUAUUGCAUUACAAACCCACCUCAUCCCAACGAGCCUUCUUAUGAUAAAUUUAUGAAGGAAAAAACUGCCAUACUCCAAUCGUUAAAGGAAAGGGCCAAUUUUGUAACAAAAACAUUCAACUCCAUAAAAGGCUUGGAAUGUAAGAAAGUAGUUGGAGCAAUGUAUGCUUUUCCCAGAAUCUUCAUUCCACAAAAAGUGAUCGAGAAAGCAAAAGGAAUGGGUAUCGAACCAGAUGAGCUCUAUGGGUUGGAGCUGCUGGAGACUGUUGGUGUUUGUAUAAUACCAGGAAAUCAGUUUGGUCAGCGACCAGGUACUUAUCAUUUCAGGAUGACAUUUCUACCACAAAUUGACGACGUAAAAAUCAUUCUGCAGCGAAUCAACAAGUUUCAGAAGAUAUUCAUGGAGAAAUAUCAAUGAGAAAAACAAACAUAAGGCUUUAUAAUUAUGAGAGU